CGCCUGCUCUGAUUACUGGGUCCAGCAGGCACGCUGGAAAGCGGCUGCCGCUGCUGCCGCGGCUCUUCUUCCACCGGGGAGACACAAAAGGCAUCACGGGGGGGACACCCAGGUCUCUCCAGUGAGCAGCGGGGAGAGGAGGGCGCUGCUGCCACCACUCCGCUGGGGCUGGACGUGGCCGCCGCACCCCGAUCCCCCAGAGGAGGGAAGAAGCGGGAGAGAUCCCUGCUGCAGCAGCAGUGGGUCCCCUCCGGUCGGGUCUGCAAGAGAGAAGUUGUUCUAGAGUUACCCCUGCAGAGGAGAGUUCAGGGGAAGAAGAAAAUGGUAGCUCCCACUGGAAACUACCAUUUCCCCCCCUCCAUGACUCUUAUGGACAACUUGUAAAUGAUCUCUUAGCCCAAAUGCUUCCGUGUGGCAAGAAAUCCAUGUGGGAGGAAUCUCCACCCCACACGCUUCCAGUGAGCUUCAAAGCUUCGGCAGUCUGAAUUUAAGAACGUGAAGAACAGGGCACCGAGAAUGGGAGAUUCGCCAGUGGAUGCGGUGGAUCGAGUCGUGGACAUGUGCUGCAAAGAUACUCAGACAGAGCUUGCUGAAAGAGUUGCUGCUAUUGACGUUGCCGUGGGGCCUGACGUUGCAAGCCAAAAUGGCCAAGAGACAGUAGCCAGGGACAAUGCCACCCCCUCCUCUAAUGGUGCUGCCGAUAGCCAAAGGAAUGGUGUUGAUGUUGACUCGGGAACAUCUGAAGAAUUGGACGGGCCUCACGAGCUGGCCAUGCCCAAGAAGGCCCUAGUGAGGCCCGUCCUUUCCGGUAGGAAGUAUUCUCUUCAAGAAAGGCCGGCUGGCAACUACUUGACUUCUGCCGACACCCCUGGCUUUGGCCCAUAUGCCACAGGGCCUUCCACACACAUUUCUCCACGGAUCAUGAGGAGACCAACGAUAGAGUCCCAUCGGGUCUCCAUCUCGGAUGCCGCGGACUGUGUGCAGCUGAACCAAUACAAGCUGAAGAGUGAAAUUGGAAAGGGUUCCUAUGGGGUGGUGAAGCUUGCCUACAAUGAAAGCGACGACCGAUAUUAUGCCAUGAAAGUCCUCUCCAAGAAGAAGCUAUUGAAGCAAUAUGGCUUUCCACGCCGACCUCCUCCUCGAGGAUUGAAAGCCACCACUAGUGGGCAGCCGAAGCCAAUGGCCCCCCUGGAUCGAAUUUAUCAAGAAAUAGCCAUUUUAAAGAAACUGGACCACCUCAACAUUGUCAGACUCAUUGAGGUCCUGGACGAUCCUGCAGAAGAUAAUCUGUACAUGGUGUUUGACCUCAUGCAAAAGGGGCCUGUCAUGGAAGUGCCCUGUGACUCGCCAUUCACCGAAGAACAGGCCCGACUCUACUUCAGGGACAUCGUCUUGGGCAUUGAAUAUUUACACUACCAGAAGAUCAUCCACCGGGACAUCAAACCUUCCAACCUGCUUUUGGGAGACGACGGGCACGUCAAAAUCGCCGACUUUGGAGUGAGCAAUCAGUUUGAGGGGAAUGAUGCCCAGCUCUCCAGCACAGCCGGGACACCCACCUUCAUGGCUCCCGAAGCGAUUUCCGAUUCUGGGAAGAGCUUCAGUGGGAAGGCACUUGACGUUUGGGCCAUGGGGAUCACCCUUUUUUGCUUUGUAUAUGGAAAGUGUCCUUUCAUUGACGAGUUCAUCCUGGCUCUACACAACAAGAUCAAGAACAAGCCUGUGGAAUUCCCAGAAGAGCCCUGGGUCAACAAAGACUUCAGGAGUCUGAUUCUAAGGAUGCUAGACAAAAACCCAGAGACCAGGAUAACAGUCCCUGAAAUUAAGUUGCACCCUUGGGUGACAAAGUCUGGAGAGGAUCCUCUGCCUCUAGAGGAAGACCAUUGCACGGUGGUGGAGGUCACCGAAGAGGAGGUGAAGAACUCCAUCAAGACAAUCCCUAGAUUGCCUGCUGUGAUCUUAGUGAAAGCCAUGCUGAGGAAACGCUCCUUUGGAAAUCCAUUUGAGGCCCAGGUCAGGCGAGAGGAGAGGUCCAUGUCUGCCCCAGGGGACUUAUUAAUACAUGGUUUUCGCUUAAGCCCAUCAGUCUAUUUGCACCCAUCUCUAAGAAAACAAGGCAGCCGCGACACAAUACCGGACCCCGAUCUCCCCAACGUGAACGAAGACGAGGCGGCAUCCUGAAUCCCCCGUGCAUGAGCCUGACCCAUCCUCCGACAACUGCUGCUGUAACCACUGGGCAUGUAUAGUCUUUCAUGCCAUGCUGUUCUCAUCAACCAAAGUUUGUGACUCACCCAGAAAAAGAGAUCACGGCCCAGGCAAGGAAACGGCGAAACCCCCCAGCCAGUAUUUGGAACCAAAAUCGGUACACGAGUCAAUUGUUGACAACUGGCUGUCGCUAUCGGUUCACGCUGUACGAUGUUUGGGUGUCGUAUCCCUUGACAUGUGCCUCAUCUUCUGUCUAUGCAUCGUGUCGUAGCAUGUGGUCAGCGUAGUCUGCUUAUCUGACUCACAAAGGCGUAUCCAUUUGGUACAACGAACCCAGCAUUCUUGACUCAGGCCCAUCUCGGUUGUUGGUGCCAGUGACCUGGCUUCCUGUAUUCCAAAUUUGUUUGUUUUUUAAAAAACUUUGCAAGAUAUGCCAUAGACUGUUCAAGCGUGAUUGUGUUGACAGGAACCCAAGUUCGGGGAAUGCAAGCUUUUUUCUUUCUGGGCUUUGUCAUAUUUUUGCUGUUGACUUUCAGCUGAAAUAGGACCAGAGUUUCCAUGCUUUGUGGUACGGAUGCACCACUGCACUCUAAUGCGUUUCUUGCAUGAUGUUAAGGCUGCCAGGGGGUCCGGAGAGCCAGCCUUGUGGUAGUGAGCAUGAAUCUUUGCUGAGCAGGGUCUGCCUUGGUUUGCAUUUGGAUGGGUGGCUACAUGUGAGCACUGUAAGGUAUUCCUCUUAGGGAAUGGGGCUAUAGCUCAGUGGUAGAGCAUCUGCCUGCUUGCUUGUAGAAGGUCCCCGGUUCACUCCCUUGCAGCAUCACCAGAGAGGGCUGGGAGAGACUUCUGCCUAAAAUCUUGAUGAAGCCGCUGCCAAUCCGUGUAGGCAAUCCUGAGCUAGAUGAACCAAGGGUCUGAUUUGUGUAUCAGUUUCCUAUUUGGGGAUGGGUCCAUAGCUUAGUGGCAGAGCAUCUGCUUGCACCCCUGGCAGCAUUGUCAGGUAGGGCUGGGAAACCUGGAAUCUUGGAGGAGCCACUGCCAGCCAGUGUAGACAAUCCUGAACUAGAUGAACCAAGAGUCUGACUCAGUAUAAGGCUGCUUCCUAUGUUCCAAAGUUGAGUCAGGACAAAUGAGGUGGUUAAAAACACAAAAAUGAAUCCAAAACUCUCCACAUCCUGGAUUUUGGAACUGCAAGUUUCUGGUCUUGUUUCCCAAGCGGAUCCGCUACAUUGAUCCGUGUUUGAUCUCGGAAUUUCACACUAAGUGCCACACUGCCCUGCCCACCCACCCCCACCAUUGAUGAUGCAUGUGCGUACACUGAGAAUGUGCUGCAUAAAAGCUGACUUGAUGUUAAUAUACAUACAGCUGUGUGGGUUCUCCUGCGUGAUGGCUUACUACGACAACGAAUAUUUAUAUACUGCUCUUCAACCAAAGUUCUCAAAGUGGUUUACAUAGAAAAAGUAAAUAAAAUAAGACUCAAAAUCUAAAAAGAAACAUAAGGUAGACACCAGCAACAGCCACUGGAGGGAUGCUGCGCUGGGGACGGAUAGGGCCAGUUGCUCUCCCUCUGCUAAAUACAAAAGAAUCGCCACUUUAAAAAGGAGCCUCUUUGCUCAUUUGGCAGGGCAGCCGGGGAGAGAGUUAGCUGUCUCAACCAUGGACUUGGGUUUCCAGACCCCUCGCCACCUUCCUUGCCCUCCUUGGAACCCCUUCCCAUUUAUCAAUGUCACAUCAAGAUGAAUAAAAAACAUCGACCACUGCCCAAAAUCUAAUCUCAAGGCAGCGUGCAGAUAAGGUGGCUUCUUGCAGUUUCCUCCAUGCAAGAGAGGAGAGCUGGUCUUGUGGUAGCAAGCAUGACUUGUCCCCAUAGCUAAGCAGGGUGUGCCCUGGUUGCAUCUGAAUGGGAGACUUGAUGUGUGAGCAUUGGAAGAUCUUCCCCUCAGGGGAUAAUGGGGCCGCUCUGGGGAGAGCAGGAGCUUCCAAGUUCCCUCCCUGGCAGCAUCUCCAAGAUAGGGCUGAGAGAGAGAUUCCUGCCUGCAACCUUGGAGAAGCCACUGCCAGUCUGUGAAGACAAUACUGAGCUAGAUAGACCAAUGGUCUGACUCAGUAUGUGGCAGCUUCCUAUGUUCCUAAAUUUCACCUGGCGUUCGAGCCAGAAUUCAAGAGGCAUGGAACGGUGCAGAGGGGGCCCCUGACACAACAAAGGAACAGAUCAGCAGAAACCUGGUUGUCCCGGACACAUUGAACACACACAUCUGCUGCGGGUAUGUUAGACCUUGGUGCAAGUUCAGACCAACAUUUCAAAACUAGUUGACUGGUAGGAAAACACAUUACUGACAAGAAUAGACUAUUAUAGCAAUCACCUUCCAUCUCCUGAAUAAGCAAUCCAUACAGUACUUUGCAAUGCAUAUGUUUUUGGUGUUGUAAUGGUGCCUUAAUUUAAACUUUCUUUUUAAAACCCUCUGCGGUUCUGCGAAUGUGGGGAGCGUCGGUCGAAUCCUCCACACUGUAAAUUUUCGGUUGUCGCCGCUCCGUACAUGCCUCUUCUGUGUCAGUGUUCUCGUCUCGUCGCGAUGUUUGGUGUGGAAAAGUCCAUCUCUUCUGUACAUUAGAACGAAACCCAAAGCAUGUGGCCAUGUGUUGUCGUCGCUCACAGGUGCGGCAGUGACUGUAAAUUGUACUGUAAAUAUGUAUCAUGGGUUGGGGUUUUUGCAUGCUUUUUGUACUCAAACAGGGAUGGAUGCGCCAAUAAAAAAACUUGGAAUAAACCUACUGGCUG
Molecule: messenger RNA, 4978 nt
Organism: Hemicordylus capensis (graceful crag lizard)
Lineage: Eukaryota; Metazoa; Chordata; Lepidosauria; Squamata; Cordylidae
Gene: CAMKK1
Product: calcium/calmodulin dependent protein kinase kinase 1
Exons: 18
Coding region: 517-2178 (553 amino acids)
Biological process (GO): activation of protein kinase activity; protein phosphorylation; CAMKK-AMPK signaling cascade
Molecular function (GO): ATP binding; protein kinase activity
Source: RefSeq, a predicted model, not a curated record